AUGUUCAAGACAAAGCCGGUCAUGAAAGAGCACCAAGAGGAACAAAUGACAAAGGUCGAGGCACACACAGGGCCGAAGCCUAUGUCCCUGUUGGAGAAAGCCGAUGCCCAAGUAGGUCACGAUUUCCUGAGCGGACUGUUAAAUGUCGCCAAGGAUGUGGGCAAAGUGGUCGAGCAGAAUCAGCACGGAACAGCUACCAACCCACCUGGUAGGACCCACAGUAAUACCACAGCUCAAGGAGGCAUACAGCAGUUGAGCCAGGAGGACCUUGCCAAGCUGACUUUAGGACUUGGAUCUCUGAUUGGUGCAAUUCAAGGAAAAGCAACGGAUCCUUCCCAGAAAAAGACUCCUGCUGAAGAAGUAAAGAAGGCAGCUGAUGAGCCAGUGGUCGACGAUGUUGAGGAGGAAAUUGGCAAAGUUGUCCUACCCGGCUACACUGGUUACAAAGACGCUUCAGCUGUAUCGAAACCGAAAGCAACCUGA
Ostertagia ostertagi is the source of this 483-nucleotide messenger RNA. The record is from the annotation of a GenBank genome assembly. NCBI's taxonomy places the organism in Eukaryota, Metazoa, Nematoda, Chromadorea, Rhabditida, Trichostrongylidae.